Molecule: messenger RNA, 522 nt
Organism: Dichomitus squalens LYAD-421 SS1
Lineage: Eukaryota; Fungi; Basidiomycota; Agaricomycetes; Polyporales; Polyporaceae
Exons: 3
Biological process (GO): chromatin remodeling
Cellular component (GO): Swr1 complex
Molecular function (GO): nucleosome binding
Source: RefSeq, a predicted model, not a curated record
GCUACUCGGCAGGUGCAAAACCCGAACAGCCCGCUCGAUCGCGAAGUCAUCGCGAAACGCACGAAAAGACAUCUUGAGGAGCUCGAGCGCUCCAAUUACUCCGAGCCGGCCGGUGCUGGUGUGGCAACAAGCGGCGAGGCUGAGGACGACGACGAAGGCGUUGCGCCCGGCGGGCGGACGACAAAAGGCCGAGCGCGCCAGACGACAAUAUCGGACAAGCGGCAGUGGGAACAAGUUGGCACCAAGAGGCCCAAGAAGGCCACGAUGAACGUCCGCACCGCCAUUCUCUACAAGAAAAGCUUCAAUGUCCUGCUCGAGGAAUCUGGUAUUGAGCACAUGCCCCCAGGAGUCCCGACGUACCUUAGGGCUGCGGCCCCCCCUCCUCGGGAGCCGCAGCGGCUAUUGUGUUCCGUCUGCGGCUAUUGGGGAAAGUACAAGUGCAAGCGCUGCGCCAUGCCUUACUGUGACCUGAAUUGUGAAGGCGUGCAUAAUGAGACGCGUUGCGAGCGGAGGGUCAUAUGA